CGAAACGGUACAACGUAGGGAAGUACCAGUGAAGAUGUUGUCCAUUUUAAGGAAAGCUCGAUUGAAGGAUAAGGAGAUGCGAAUUUUAAUGCUAGGUCUGGAUAAUGCAGGGAAAACCACUAUCGUCAAGCAGAUUAUGAAGGAAGAUGUCACCACUGUCAGUCCGACCUUGGGAUUUAUUAUUAAGACUAUAGACUUUCAGGGGUAUAGACUCAAUAUCUGGGACGUCGGGGGCCAAAAAACGCUCCGAUCGUAUUGGAAAAACUACUUCGAGAAGACCGAUACAUUGGUCUGGGUUGUUGAUGCGACCGACCGUCUCAGAGUGGAUGAUUGUCGAGCUGAGCUCGCUGGCCUUCUUUUGGAAGAGCGUUUGAUGGGAGCAAGUCUCCUGAUUUUCUUGAAUAAAACCGAUGUUGAAGGAUGUAUGGACGAGACUGAAGUUCGGGAACGGCUUUGCUUGGAUUCUAUCAAAACCCACAAGUGGACGAUAUUACCCUGCAGUGCGAUGACAGGAAGGAACUUACAGGAAGGGCUCGAUUGGGUGGUGCAAGACGCCAAGGACAGACUGUUCCUCUACUGACUGCCGUGGCAUGACAUUUUUAGCACUUUUUUAUGAUUUACAAUGCUUCAACAUUUGAUUUUCCCCUUUUCAUGUCCUGG
Molecule: messenger RNA, 660 nt
Organism: Aspergillus ibericus CBS 121593
Lineage: Eukaryota; Fungi; Ascomycota; Eurotiomycetes; Eurotiales; Aspergillaceae
Product: ARF/SAR superfamily
Exons: 6
Coding region: 35-580 (181 amino acids)
Biological process (GO): protein folding
Cellular component (GO): cytoplasm; microtubule cytoskeleton
Molecular function (GO): GTP binding; GTPase activity
Source: RefSeq, a predicted model, not a curated record